AUGGACUGCCAUUCUGAACACGUUGAACACGAUCACGGUGACCACGGCCACGACCAUGGACACGACCACAGUCACGUUCCCCAGCCCCAUACCUCUUCGGCUCAGACUCUGUAUAAUCGGAUUUCGCACGCUGGCAUCCGAACCCUGAACGAGUCUGAAGAGGGAGCCGGAGCCUCUGUCUUCAAGGACUGGGAGUCCCGUCUGGACACCUCCAAGUACCUGGAGAGUGACGUGGACGAGCAGCUUCUUAUCCACGUGCCAUUCACGGGUCUGUGCAAGAUCCACUCGCUGCUCAUUCGAACCACCAACGACGACUCUGCCCCUCGACACAUGAAGCUAUUCAAGAACAGAGAUGACCUCGACUUUUCCACCGCCUCCGAUCUCACUGCCAACCAUGUGAUCGAGCAUCCCGAGGGGGUCGGAGGCACUCUGGAUCACUCCAUUGAGGUCGCCCCUACGUCGUCGUCUCUGGAUGAAGAGGGUAUUGCUGAAUAUGCACUUUCGCGGGCCCAGUGGUCCAACAUCACGAGUCUGACGCUGUUUGUGGAGGACAACUACGGCGAGGACGUGACCCGAAUUCUUUACAUUGGUCUACGUGGCGAAUUCAAGGAACUUAACCGAGCCCCCGUCGUGACGCUGUACGAGUCAGCCGCCAACCCCGCGGAUCACAAGAAGAUUGUGCCUGGCGAGGAGUAUGUUGGAGACACGCUUUAA
Messenger RNA from Yarrowia lipolytica CLIB122, 714 nucleotides. RefSeq lists its product as uncharacterized. Gene Ontology annotation, cellular component: nucleus. The record is from RefSeq and is a predicted model, not a curated record. NCBI's taxonomy places the organism in Eukaryota, Fungi, Ascomycota, Dipodascomycetes, Dipodascales.